AUGGCAACCCAGUUCAUCGGCUUGCAUAUGCGGGUGGUGUUGAGGGACCCUCCCGGGAGCGAACUGACGGGGACAGUUGGCAAUGUCCAGGCAGGGAGCGGCUUAACAUUGACUAACGUGUUCGUCUCUGAUACCAAACAAUGGCUUCCUCACUUGCAGGUCCACGCCGCUAACAUCGCCGAUCUUGCUGAAGUCAAGAACGACAGUCCAGCGACAUAUGCGCCUCCUCAAGCCGAACCCAUCGCUGCGCCUUUCAUUUCGCAACCACCACCGCAACCUGCUUUUGUAGACCCUGCGAUCCUAAGUCUGGGGAGACCGCCAGCAGCAUUAACGCCGGCAGGCUCCGAUUCAAAAGGACCAUUGGAGGAUGUGAGAGCUGAACUACAAGUCGCUCCUACGAGUGCCGCUGUCUCAACGCCGGGGAGACCCACCCCUGACCACGACCUGACUGGUUCUGUCAGUAAUCUAGCCAUCAAUGAAGCGGUCCAGGAAAUGGACAAUGGCCAGCCAAUUGAAGGACAGGCACCGCGAUCCGCCAAGAAGAAAAACAACAACAACCGACGCUCUCGACAGUCCAAGCAAGGAAAGGGCCAGCGUGCUGAGGAUGAUGGUCAAGCUAUUGAGGGUUCACCCGCCAGUGGCCGAGGCAAGGGAUGGAGGCAAACACCAAUCCUGCAGAGUACAUCAUCUUUCCAACCAUUUCAUUCUCUGAAAAAGAGCUCCAAGGGGCGCAAAGGCCUCCUCGAUAACGGCUGGGCUUCUGAAGAUGUCACAGAAGAGAUGGGGGAGUUCGAUUUUGAGAACAACCUUGCGAAGUUUGAUAAACGCACCAUUUUUGAUCAGAUGAGGAAGGAGGAUCAAAUCGACGAUGCCAGCCGAUUGGUGUCUCACAAUCGAAAGCCAAAGCCUGGCACAGCUGGCGGAAAGAAUCUGCAUUACACCGAAAAUGUACUGGACCUGCCGUCCUCAACUAAGAAGGAUGCAGACUUCUGGAAUAGUGAGGCAGAUGAUGGAUUGAACGAGGCUGAGAGGCUUUGUGGACGGGAGGUUCGUAGUGGUCAAGGUAAUAGGAAGGCUGAUAGCAAAUCGGGUCCGUCACGAAGAUCACAGUCACGCAAGGCGAGCGCUGUUGCAGUUUCUGGCGGCCUUCCGCUAAGCCGCGUCAAUUCUGGCCAAGGUCAUCCGCCUGGCUUAUACCUCGUCCCUUCGCAUAAGCGUCUUGAAACCGUUUCAGCCCUGCAGAUGCUUAAUCUUGAGAACAUAGCAGCGAACGAGAUCGGCUUAACAGAACAGCUUAUGGCCGAGAACGGAGGGCGAGGUAUCGCUGAGGUUGCUCUGAUAGCCCUUUCAGAUCCUGCUAUCAAAGUACGGUUCGGCCUUGCUGGUGCAAAUCCCUCCUCCAGUGCUACAUUGACGAGUCCGGUGGUGGUGAUCCUGGCUGGCAAUAACAAAUCAGGUAUCCGAGCUAUUGCUGCUGCUCGCCAUCUGCGGAACAAGAACAUCAACAUGCUCGUGUGCUUAGUGGGUAUUGAGCGCGAGAAAGACUUGCUCGAAGACCUGCGGCAACAGAUUCAACUUUAUCGAGCUUUUGGCGGCAAAAUUCUCAGCAAGGCAGAUCUGUUUGAACAUUUGCGCAAAGCAUCAUCGUCAGGAUCACCUGUCUCAGUAUCACUCAUCAUCGAUGCUCUUCUGGGCUUGACCAUAUCGUUUGAAGAGCUGCGAACUGGUGACCAGGCUGCUGUUUAUGAGUUGAUGGAGUGGGCGAACCGAAACGAAGCGUUCGUGCUAUCGGUCGAUGUGCCAACAGGGAUCGACCCAACUUCCGGUAAAGUGGCAGUGAUAGAUGGUAGCCGCCUAUUCGUGAAGCCUCGAUACGUUGUUGCAAUGGGUGCUCCCAAGCGGGGCCUGCUUGAAGCCGUGACACCACCCGAUGAGGAUGACCCCCAGAACAUGAACAAUGCCGGACACGAAGAGGAAUGGCGUCUAUUCAUUGCGGACAUUGGCCUAGGAAGUGCCGUUUGGAGGAAGGCUGGAACCAAGAUUCGAAGAGGUAUCGACUUUGAUGAGAAGUGGUUACUGGAGAUGAAGUAUCGGGAUGGACAGCAGGACGGAACCGACUCAGAUGAGGAAUGA
Fusarium mangiferae is the source of this 2133-nucleotide messenger RNA. Its product is annotated as related to YjeF_N domain protein. Lineage: Eukaryota; Fungi; Ascomycota; Sordariomycetes; Hypocreales; Nectriaceae. The record is from RefSeq and is a predicted model, not a curated record. Gene Ontology annotation, cellular component: P-body. The coding region runs from base 1 to 2133 and encodes 710 amino acids. The transcript has 3 exons. Gene Ontology annotation, biological process: deadenylation-independent decapping of nuclear-transcribed mRNA; P-body assembly. Gene Ontology annotation, molecular function: mRNA binding.